UAAGCAGUCGAAGAUCUUAAUACCUAUAUUUUCGAAAGGUUAUGCCUCUAGCGUAUGGUGUCUCAAGGAGUUAGUCCAGAUGGUCGAGUGCCAGAAAACUGGAAGACAAAAGAUCAUGCCCAUUUUUUAUGAUGUGGCCCCUUCAGAGGUUCGAUACCAAACUGGGGCUUAUGCAGAGGCCUUUUGUUCACACAAAAAGAAGAUGUGAUAUGGCGAAGAGACUAUCGGAGGGUGGAAGGAUGCUCUCACUGUAGCCGCAGGAAUAAACGGAUCGAACCUACAAAGCAUGCCCAACAGGCGAGAAGGUGAGUUCGUGAAAGCAUUCACGCAGAUGGUUUUCAAUGAUUUGAGUAAGGCUUAUCUGGGGGUAUCAGAUUGCUUGGUCAAUGUCGACAACCACAUGGAUGCAAUCAUGGAAAUGAUAUAUGCUAGGACAAGUGAAACACGGAUUAUAGGAAUCCAUGGGAUGGGCGGUAUUGGAAAGACGACUAUUUCCAAAAUGAUCUACAAUCAACUUUCACGCGACUUUGAGAAUUGUUGCUUUCUUCGGGGAAUUCGAGAAACGUCAAAAGACAAAGGCAUUGAAUGCUUGCAGAAUCAGCUCAUCUCUGAAAUCCUCAAAAUGAAAUGGAUAGAUAUAAAAAACAUAGAUGUAGGGACUCAGACAAUUAAAGAGAGGUUGUCUACUAAAAAAGUCCUCCUCCUUCUCGAUGAUGUGGCUCACAAGGAACAUAUGGAUGCACUCAUAGGUAAGUGUAAUUGGUUUGGUACAGGGAGCAAACUUAUUAUUACUACUAGAAACAAAGAUGUUCUCAAGGUUCCUGAAGUGGACGGCCUUUAUGAGGUUAAAAUCAUGGAUUCCGAUCAAUCUCUUCAACUUUUUAGCAAACAUGCCUUCAGGAGAGAUUCUCCUUUAGAUGAGUAUAUCAACCAAUCCAACAGGGCGAUAGGCAUUUGCGGAGGUUUGCCGCUAGCUCUUGAGGUCAUAGGUUCACUUUUAUCUCGCACUGAAAAGGAAAAGUGGGAUGGCAAAUUGAAGGAGUUGGAAAAUGUUCCUCCUAAGGAUGUCCAGAGUAAGCUAAAAAUAAGUUAUAAUGCAUUACGUGUUCGAGAAAAGCAUAUAUUCCUUGAUAUCGCUUGUCUUUUCAUUGGAUAUGACAAAGACAUUGUGGUUCACUUCCGGGAUAAAUCAAAAAAAUUUCCGGAUGAGGCUAUGGAAGUUUUGCAAAACAUGUCUUUGAUAAGUAUUGAAAAGGACAAUAAAGUGUGGAUGCAUGACCAACUCAGAGACCUUGGAAGAGAAAUAGUUCGACAAGAAAGUAACAUGAAAAUAGAGAAGCAAAGCAGGGUGUGGGAUCCUAAGGAAGGAUUGGAUUUGCUAAGGAGACAUAAGGGAAAAAAGAAAGUUGAAGCUCUUCGUCUCAAGUUGGACCACCAGCGGCAAUAUCGUUUUACUUAUAAGGGCUUUGAGAGCCUAUCAGAUCUAAGGUUCCUUGAAGUGUACGGUUCGAUGGAAAAUUUUUGUGCAGAAGAGAGGCUUCUUUUGCACGAAUCACCAUCAAAUGCUCUUCCAACUAAUGAGAAUUCAGAUCUCCUUCCACAAUUACGAUGGUUUUCAUGGCGUGAUAUUCCCCCAACAUUUGACAUUACAAAUUUCUCCAUGGAGGAUGUGGUUAUUCUUGACCUAUCUGAGAGUAAAAUUACGCACGAUUGGAAGGGGUGGAGCCAUAUGGAGGAGAUGAAGAUUUUAAAAGUUCUGAAUUUGACCAAUUGCCAUUGCUUGGAGAGAACUCCCAAUUUCUCUACUCUUGUAAAUUUAGAACGUUUGAUCCUACAAGGCUGUAGCAAAUUAGUCGAAAUCGAUGGGUCCAUUUGUCAGUUGAAACACUUAGGUUCCUUAGAUGUAAGGGAUUGUCGGAAUUUAAGGAUUUUCACUGCAUCUAAAUGUUUGUCUUUUAUGCUUCCCCCCACAAUCGGAGAUCUUACAAGUCUUGAAUACCUAUCUCUGAAAAAUUGCAAACAGUUGAAGUGGCUUCCAGAUUCAAUCGGGAAUUUGAAAUCGCUGAUUGAGUUGGAUAUAAGCAAGACGAGCAUAAGAGAACUACCUGAUUCCAUCGGAAACUUAGAAAAUUUGAAAGUAGUGAAGAUGACUUGCGAUUCCACAAGCAAAAUACCGAAUUCCUUUUGGACGAUUGAGAAGCUCGAAGAAAUAGAAGUCACGCAUCCACAAGUCACACAUCCACGGCCUACGAAGGGUUUCCAUGUGAAAAUUGGCGAUUGCAUCCACAAAUAUCAAUCCCUGAGGAUAUUGAAAAUGCAUGAUGCUAGAAUAUACGUAGUACCGCAACUUUCAAAAAGUCUUGUCGAUCUACAAUUGGGAAGAUUGUACAUGAAGAUGUUUCCAGAUCUAUCAGACCUAACUAAUUUAAAGAGAUUAUGUCUAGAGUUUGCCCCACGUGAUGAUGAUGGGCUUGUGGAAGAAGAGUCCAUAAACAUCAAAGAAAUAAAAACAGAAGAAGAAGAAGAAGAGUCCAUGCCAUGGUGGAUUGGGAAGUUGAGCAAACUGGAGAUUCUGGCCCUCACCUCUGAUUAUGUGACCACUUUACCCACGGAUAUAACUCUCCUUCCUCGACUCCAAUUCCUUACCAUCAGCUGCCGUAAUCUGCGUGACCUCCCGAGCCUUCCCUCCAGUUUAUUAUCCUUGGCUUUGGAGUCUGAAUACGUGACCACCUUACCCAUAGAUCUGAGUCUCCUUCCUCGACUCCAAGAACUCGACUUCAAAUGCCCUAAAUUGCCUCACCUCCCGAGCCUUCCCUCCAGUUUAUCAUCAUUAAUUUUGUUCCAUUGCUACUCACUUUGCUCGAUGGAGGAUCUAUCGAAUUUGAAGAGACUAUCAGAUCUUCAGAUUAUUCACGGUGCAAUCUCAGAGAUUCGGGGCCUUGAUUGUUUGCAGAACCUACAAGAGUUGGAGCUUCGGGCCCUGCAACAGGUGGAGAUAUUACCUGAUCUAAGUAAUUUCAACAAACUAAGAAGUCUUCAAGUAGGCGAUUGUGAUAGUCUGCUUGAGAUUCAAGGCCAACUACCACAGUCUUUGGAAGAAUUGGAGAUUUUUUCAUGUGAAUCUUUACAACAAUUGCCUGAUCUGUCUAGUUUGAAGGGACUGCAAAAGCUUGACAUAAUUGCAUGUGGUAAUCUGGUUGAAAUUCAACUGGAAUUACCACAAUCUUUGAAAAAAUUGCAGAUUGAUUCCUUUGGAUAUUUACAGAAGUUUCCUAAUCUGUCAAGCAUGAAGGAACUGCGAAAAGUUGUCAUAAGUGGUUGUGAUCGUCUGGUUGAAAUUCAAGGCGAACUACCACAAUCUUUGGAAGAAUUGGGGAUUUAUUUAUGUGAAUCUUUAGAGAAGUUGCCUAAUCUGUCUAGCUUGAAGGGACUGCAAAAGGUUACAAUAUCAGAUUGCGGGAAAUUAGAUGUGGAGGCAAUUUCUAGGCUCUGCUCGGAGAAAUCAGUCAAAUUUGUGGGAGAAGACGAGGGAGAAGACAACGAAUGUGAAUAUGAAGACGACGAAUAAGUGCUCGUUGCUCUUGAAAGCUUCUUGAUCCUCAACCACAAAUUGUUCCCUUGUGUUCAAACUAUAAACAAAUUGAGGGAGCUAUGGCUAAUUUGGAAGCUGUACAAAUGAAGAACGAAUAAAGGAAAAUGAAGAUGACAUCUAAUGUCGUCUAAAUUCCCUUCAUAAUCUUGGGGUGAUAAACUGUGCAUUCACCUGUUUAGGGACAGAAACUUGGAGAUUAGUGAGGGAAGUCAUUGCCUAUUGAUGAAAUCGUUGAAUCUGUUGAACUCCAUGCGAAGUUUCAAUUGAAUGGUUAACCCUUUUUUCAGAGAAAUCAUUAGAGCAGGGCGGAGGGAUUCAUUGUGAAAUUUGGGCCAUCGUACGUAAUGUUAUUCAAGGUAGUCUGACUCAUGAGUGUGAUAGGCACUCACAACACAGGAAACACGAAUAAUUGGAAUUCAUGGACCCGACAGUGUAGUAAAGUCGACUCUUGCCAAAAUUAUCUACAAUUAGCUUU
Molecule: messenger RNA, 4067 nt
Organism: Syzygium oleosum
Lineage: Eukaryota; Viridiplantae; Streptophyta; Magnoliopsida; Myrtales; Myrtaceae
Product: disease resistance protein RPV1-like
Exons: 6
Coding region: 287-3568 (1093 amino acids)
Biological process (GO): defense response
Molecular function (GO): ADP binding
Source: RefSeq, a predicted model, not a curated record